AUGGCCACCCUCCCGUCGCACAAGGCCCACCACGACUCGCCCCCGACCCAGUUCCGCAGCGCCGUCUUCCCCUCUCCUCGCGCCCCUCUCUCGCUCGUCGACGUCGAGUACCGCCCGCCGUCCAAGGGCCGCGUCACGCUCCAGGUCGACGCCUGCUUCCUGUCGCAGAACGACGCCAUCGCCGCCCUCGGGCUCCGCCACGGCCACGACCACUUCCCCGUCUCGCCCGGCCAAGCCGUCGUCGGCCGUGUCGUCGAGGUCGGUGCGGGCGCGCGCGAGGGAGGACCGGUGACGGCGAGCGGCAUGCUCGCAAGCGUCAUGGGCAAGCUCAACCUCGGCGGCGGCGGCGGCGGCGGGUCGGCGACGGCGGGCGACGUCGGCGGCGAGCUGCACCGCAAGUUCAAGCCGGGCGAGACGGUCAUCGCUUCGGUCACGCACCAAGGCCUCGGCGAGUACUGCACUGCGCCCGGCGUCUCGACGUGCGACGCCGUCCAGUCGAUGCCCCUCCUCGAGCAGUGCGUCGUCGCCGUCUUUGGCGGCCGCGUCCUCGCCGUGUGUGACCGCUUCGAAUCGGACGCCGAGCGCAAGACGGACGACGAGCGCGAGGCCCUGCGCCGCAUGUGCUCGACGCACCCGGUCGGCGGCGGCGAGGACAAGGGCGGCUGCGACGGAGCGGGCGUCGUCGUCGUGUGGGGCAGCGGCGGCCACGCGAGCCUCGCCUACCACCUCCUGCGCGCCGUCGCCGGCCCGACCAAGCACAUCGUCAUCGUCUCGCCCUCGCACCACCACCACACGCACCGCGACUACGGCGUCCCGGCGGGCGACCUGCUCCAGGUCGGCAAGUUGGGCCACCUCGACGUCGAGCUGCGCAAGCUCGGCGGCGUCGAGCUCGCCGUGUGCGUCGACCAGCCGGGCUCGAGCGAGGGCUUUGGCGAGCUCCUUGACGCCAUGUGCCCCGGCGGCGAGGUGUCGCUCGUGUCGAUCGAUGCUGGCGGCGGCAAGGGCGAGCUCGAGCUCCCUGUCGGCGUCCUCCUCUCGCGCUCCCUCACGGUACGCGGCCUCCCCGCCCUCCAGGCCCCGACCAUGCACCGCGCGCUCGCCCUCUGCCCCGCGCACGACCUGCACCGCCACGUGUCGGUGCGCAAGCACGCGUUUGGCGUCGUCGGCGUGCGCGAGUGCUGGGACGCCGUGCGCGUGCCGCACGAGGGGUUCGACGCGCACUGCGUCGUGUUUGGCGAGCGCGAGGGCGAGGGUGUCGGACUCGGUGUCGCGGCCUGA
Messenger RNA from Rhodotorula graminis WP1, 1278 nucleotides. RefSeq lists its product as uncharacterized. The record is from RefSeq and is a predicted model, not a curated record. The transcript is spliced from 4 exons. Bases 1 to 1278 code for a protein of 425 amino acids. NCBI's taxonomy places the organism in Eukaryota, Fungi, Basidiomycota, Microbotryomycetes, Sporidiobolales, Sporidiobolaceae.